Molecule: messenger RNA, 670 nt
Organism: Nymphalis io (European peacock)
Lineage: Eukaryota; Metazoa; Arthropoda; Insecta; Lepidoptera; Nymphalidae
Exons: 3
Coding region: 141-545 (134 amino acids)
Molecular function (GO): odorant binding
Source: RefSeq, a predicted model, not a curated record
CAUAACUCACGAGAUUUUGGAAACAAUAAACUUGCUCUAUGGCGAGAUUUUCAGUUGGUGAUGUAAUAUUCCAAUGGAAUUAUGUUUAGUUUUGAUAAACUAUAAUUAAUAUUGGAUAUUGUAUAAAGUCAUAAGGAAUAAUGGAUAAAUUGUUGGCAUUCACGAUCUUACUACUCCCGUGUACAUACGCCCGUAUAUCAGUGAUGUACGCACACGAGAAAAUGACGGAUAUGGUCGCUGAACAGUGUCUAGGCGAAAUGUAUCCGAAGGGCAAACGAAUCGAUUUUCAAGAAUCGGACGAGUCUUGUAUUAUAUACUGCGUGUUAAAGAAAUUGGGCAUCAUGAACACUGUUGGACAAAUUAAUAUAGACGUUUAUCGGAAACGCGUGCAACAAGCUCACCAGUUCGAUGGUAGAAGCGUUCCCAAUGAUAAUGGAAGCGCUUGUAUUGAAAGCGCAGAAGCGACGCAACAUAAACAAGACGUCUGUAAGAAGGCAAAAGUGUUUAAUGAUUGUACACAUCUCUACAAAAUAUUAUUUAAAUAAAUAUAUUUAUUUUGUUUUAAAAAUAUCUGUGGAAUUUAAAAUUGUCGUUUUCAAUACACGAAUAUCACUAUGGCCUAUUCCAAUCACAAGAAGAGUUAAGAGAAAUAAACAAAUUUGACGUCGAA